Stylonychia lemnae is the source of this 3480-nucleotide messenger RNA. NCBI's taxonomy places the organism in Eukaryota, Ciliophora, Spirotrichea, Sporadotrichida, Oxytrichidae. The record is from the annotation of a GenBank genome assembly.
AUGCUUGGAGGAAGAAAUAUUUCAAAGGAAAGCAACAUAAAAUAUCUCUAUGGAAAUAUUGCUAAUUUCGCUUAAGUUCCUGCUUAUGUUGAGCUUUUAAAUGAUAUCACCAAAAGAAAUCUAUUCUAAGAAGCAUUAAAUGUGACAGAUCAAGAAUUCGAGGACUAUCUAAUACUAAUCAAUGACUUAGCAUAGCAAUUUAAGAUUAUAAAUUCUCAAAUAUUUACUCUGCUAGAAUAUUGGUUCUUGAUGAGAUACUUUGAUUAAGUAGCAGAAAUGAGACCUUUAAUUUAUACAUGGUCUGAAUAAUAAAUAAAGGAAAGAUUUAACAAUAUUGAAUAAUAAUCUUUGCCUGUUUAUCAUGAAUCAGUAACAAAUGAAUAGAAGGAGGCUUAUGAAUCUACAGUCAAGAUAAUCUGUGCAUAUUAAAAAUGUGUCAAGAAUUUUUUAAAGAAAAAACAUAUCAUUGUGAAGCAAAAUAUAUUCGAAGAAGUUUAUAUUAAAGAGAAAUUGGAAUUUCUACUUGACAGGAUUUAAUUUGACUAGUUCAGCCUCAAUAAACUAGAGCUACUAUCCUCAUUUUACAUGCCAAAUUUCAAAAAACUAAAAGUUCAAUUGAUAAGAUAGCUUUAGCCUAAGCUUUUGAAAUAAAGAUUAAUACUCUUGGACAAAAUGCUUUACUAACUAAAAAUUAUUUCAAUGGAAGAACCUAAUGAAUUAAAUGAAGAGCAUGAUUAGAAUUUAAAAAAUAAUGUACUGUUAGAGCUAGAAUCAUUGAAAGAUUUAGUUCUAGAAACAAAAUUGAGAAACAAUACUUCAGCACCUUAAUCAAAUAUAGCUUGUGAGUUUGCAAGUUAAAUAUUUUCUGCAGAGAGGCUAAACUUAAUUAUGGAAGUUUUCGAUACUUCGCAUGAAAGGAUUAAAUUGAUUGAGAAAGAAAUCUAAUAAUUAUAAAUUAUUAGAAUAAUUAUUGCCUCUGUAUUCAACAAUAAUGACAUUGAAACAUAGAAGUUUAUUCUUUAAAGCAAAAAAUCUUGGAAAAUCUUGAAUAAUGAUACAAAGAUGGCUAUAUUCAUCAGUUUAGUUAAUAAAUCUUAUAGUCAAUAAGAGAUUGAUAAAUUGAUUGUAGAAUUAUAUCCGCAUAUGGAAGAUUUAAAUAUUGUCGAUUUCUCUUACAUUGAUAAAUAUAAAAAUGCUUCUGUCAAUUUUGAUUAAUAAUAAACUAUCCAGUCCUUCCAUAAGAUCUCAUCUACUACCUACUAUUUUGGAUUAAUCACCGAAGAAGAUGAUUUAGUAACUUAUUUGUUAAGAGCUGGAAAAGUUUCAAUAGCAAAGACUUACUUAUAGAGUCGAAAAUUAAAUAUCAAGAUGAUGCUAACAUACAUAAUUAAUGCUGAUAAUAUAAAUGAGGAGUAUAUCUCUACUUUUAUAAAUCCAUAGCAGGUUCCUCUAGAUGAAUAUCCCUUUAUUUUCUCUUGGCUAUUAAUGCAAGCAAGAAACCCAGAUAUUGUAGCAAAAGUAAAUGAGAUAUAUAACUACCAAUUAACAAUUACUGAGUUCAACUAGUAGGAAUAGAAUGAUGAGUAUGACUAUUCUGCAUUGCAUUUUUUUAUACAAAACGGUUACUUUGAUAUUAUCGAGAAAUAUCUAAGCUUUUUUACUGAUGAGCAAAGGUAGAAAUUGAUAAAUUUAAAGAGACUAUUAUUUAAUAAAUUAACUAACGAUUACGACAAAUUAAUACAUCCAUUUGCACUUGCAUUAGAAUACGGCAGAAUAAAUUUAGCCAAAGUAAUAUGGCCCUAGAAAUUUGAUGAUAUUACAUAAGCCGACUUGAUUGCCAUAAAAAAUUACUUGAUCAGGCCCAUGACUCAACUUUAAUUCUAAAUUACUAAACAUUAAGGGGAAUAAUUUGAUGCAAUUGACUUGUAUUUAAGAGGAAAAUAAAAUUUUGAACUUUUAUUGAGACCUGCAGAUUAUUUCAAAUCUAAAGUUAAAGGCUUUGAAGAAAAACAGCUUGAAUAAAAAACAUACUUUUAUCACCCAGAUUAUCCUUUUGUGAAUUUGACUGUAAAUCCCAAGAAACUAGCAUUUAUUUAUAAAUUUUACAAUAUCUUCAGAGCUCAAGACAUUCUCAAGCCAUACAUGGAAGAAAGCUAGUCAAAUUAAAUUUAAGAAAAUCAAAUGAUAGUUAGUGAUGAAAACAUGCUAGAUAUUAUUCAAAUAAUUAAUAACUUCUAAUCAGCUACGUUUAAUUUUGGCUACACUGCGAUGUUCGACUUAACCGGUCUUGAAUUGACUGAAUCAGAUACUUAAGAUUUAUUUUUUCCAAAAUCGAGAACAUACUGGGAAUAAAUUAAGAUUAGGUUAGUUAAAUAGUAAUUUGAUUGGUUUAUUGAGAGGUCUUUGAAUUCCUUGCAGUAUAUGUUUUAAUGCAGCACAGUAUAUUUUGAUCCAGUCUUUAAUCCAUUUAAAACUGACUUUGAUUACUAAUAAGCAUGUGAUGUUUAGAAAAGUAUGAAAUCAUAUCUAUCAUUUGAUGACUAAGGGAAUCCCGUAUAAUUAGAUCUUGGGAAGGAUGUUUUAGAUUUUAUGAGAGAUCUCCAAGACUAAUACAAUCUUGACUUCUCGCACUUGAUGCAUGCUAGAUAAAUCUUUGUAAGAUUUCACCCUUAUAGUCUAUUCGAUGUAAACUAUGGAUAAAAUAUGAUUGAAAAUUUCUAGAAUGCUUUGAGAUUUGAAGAGGAUAGAGUUAUCAAUCUAUUUAUUAGUUAUAAAGAGAAUUUUUUAAUUGAUUUUAAUGCAUUUUAGCCUAGCUAAAUAGCUAUUAUGGAAUGCAACAAAUUUGAAAUUAACAAUGAGUAUCAGAAAAAUUUAAGAAGAAGCAAGCGGUUGAAAGGUUUAAACAUGAUAAUAUACAAGAUUCCAAAGAUUGAAAUUGAUUAUAAUACUUUCUAUUAGUAUUUCAUCAUUCAUACUAUCGGUGAUGAAAAUAUGGAAAAAGCCAACUAGCCAGAUUCUAAUGACAUAGAAGGAUAAAAAAGUGAAUGCAAUCGUAAUUUGUUCUAACAGAUCAUCAUAGAAACAUUAAAUCAAGUAAUGUAGAAUUAUGAAAAAUCUAUAGUAGAACACAAUAGCAAAAGACCUCUCAAAAUAAUUUAUUCUCAAAUAAGAAAUGUUCAAAUAGCUUUUAAGGAGGAGAAUGAAAAUAAUAAUUUGCUCGAAAAAUCAGAAUUAUUGCUAUAAAUAUAAGAAAAAGCAGAUAAAAAAGCAGCUCAAAACUAAUGGGUUCAUAAAUUAGAAUUAACAUAAUUUUAAUACGAGACAAUCUAGUUAAAAUAAGAAGAUAGAGUAGUCAUUGCAGAAUAAACGAAAUAGGAGGUUUUAUAUGACUUACUUCAAAACUAUAAUGCUUAAUUUCCUGAGGAUAUUGGAAUAAAAGAUUUGGUAAUAACUUUUACCACAAAAUUAAAAGAUAAUUGA